Messenger RNA from Penaeus monodon (black tiger shrimp), 930 nucleotides. RefSeq lists its product as uncharacterized. The coding region runs from base 1 to 930 and encodes 309 amino acids. The transcript is spliced from 7 exons. The record is from RefSeq and is a predicted model, not a curated record. NCBI's taxonomy places the organism in Eukaryota, Metazoa, Arthropoda, Malacostraca, Decapoda, Penaeidae.
AUGAGCCUCCUAAGUCUUUAUACUGGGGCGGCUAAGCAGGUUCCCCCAGGGGCAGGUUUUUUAGGCAAUCAUUGCGGUGGCUCCAACCACCUCAUAUCACGUAGACUCACCCACUACCAUGUUCCAGAAUUCCCAGAUCUGUUCUUCAGAUGGUACAGCUUCCACAAAGAUUACAAAAAUGUAAAACCUGCAACACAAACGAACCUCACUAACUUAAGACUACGGAAACCAGCCUGCCUCUCAACCGUGCCACCAUCCGCAGCCCAGCCCUCAUCUCAGCGGAAGGAGAGAGAUGACAGCGUGGACAACUACCUCAAGAUGGUGUUGGAAAACUUCGCUGAGGCCAUGAAGACGGGUAUUCCCAUCCUAGGCAUACCCGUUCUUGAUCCCUUGAACGUCGGGUCCAUCGACAUUCCGAGUAUAGAGGGUCCUGAGUUCAGCCUCCAAGCUAACGCAUCUCAGCUCCUCAUCAGCGGCCUCUCCAGCUUCUCUCCGACGGCUGUGCAUGUUGAUUUCCAGCAAGCAGCGCUAACUCUCGGUCUCCACAUCGUCACUGUUCGGGUCGACGGUCAAUAUUGGGCUGACGGUCUCCUGUUGAGUGUCUUCCCCAUCUUUGGAAAUGGUCCUUUCUAUAUCCAGAUCGUUUCGACUGAUAUUAGCGGACUGGGAGAUGUUACAGUCACUCCAGACGAUUACCUUCAGAUCGAGGACCUUCAGCUGGCGGCCGCGUUCGACGUCCUCGACGUUCACUUCGACAACUUCUUGGGCGGAGGAUCUUUCGGGGAAAUCGUGAGCGGCGUUUCUUUCCGAUCUGGCGGAGCUCAUCCUGGCCGGGGUGAGGCCGGGGAUCGUUUCAGAGCUGCCAACUAUACUUCAAAAUCUCCUAACUUACCUCUGUGCUUACCUUAUUGUUCAUCUCGUUAUGUGUGA